ACCACGGUGGGCGGAACCUAGAGGGAGGCGCUUUAGUGUCAGAGAGGCGUGCCCGGAUGGGUUCUUUUAGUCCUAAACUCCGCCCUCCUCCGGCUGGUGACAGGAGUUAGUGUAGUGCCGGGGGCUCCGGUAAAGGAGCGGAAAUAUGGCGCCGUCUCACGUUCUGCGCUGCUGCCAACGGGUAGUGGGCUGGAUCCCUGUGCUGUUCAUCACGGCGGUGGCCUGCUGGUCUUACUACGCCUUUGUACUGGAACUGUGCGUCUUUACUAUUCCAUCUGAUGCUGAAAAAGCUGUCUACAUGGUGAUUUUCCACUUAUUUUUUAUUAUGUUUAUAUGGUCUUAUUGGAAGACAAUAUUUACACGUCCUUCUAAUCCGUCCAAAGAGUUUUGCUUAUCCAAAUCUGACAAAGAGCUGUAUGAGCGGGAGGAGAGGCAAGAGUUUCAGCUGGAGAUCCUCAAGCGCGCUGCUAAAGACUUGCCCAUUUACACCACGACUGGGACAAGAGCUAUCCGCUAUUGUGACAGAUGCCAGCUAAUAAAGCCAGACAGAUGUCACCAUUGCUCCACCUGUGAUGUAUGUGUACUUAAGAUGGAUCAUCAUUGCCCAUGGGUGAAUAAUUGUGUGGGAUUUUCCAAUUACAAAUUCUUCUUGCUGUUUCUGGUGUAUUCCUUGCUGUACUGCUUAUUUAUUGCUGCUACAGUGCUCCAGUAUUUCAUAAAGUUCUGGACGCUUUGCCGCAGCAAAUCUGAAGAGAGUUGUCCACAGAAUGAGCUUCCUGACACUCGUGCAAAGUUCCAUGUCCUUUUCCUGUUCUUUGUGGCUGCCAUGUUCUUUAUCAGUAUAUUGUCACUCUUCAGCUAUCACUGUUGGCUUGUCGGAAAAAACAGAUCCACUAUCGAGGCCUUCCGCGCUCCCUUAUUUCGAAGUGGUCCGGAGAAAGAUGGAUUUUCUCUUGGUUUCAGCAAAAACCUAAGAGAAGUUUUUGGUGAUGAGAAGAAGUAUUGGCUGCUCCCUGUAUUUACAAGUUUGGGAGACGGUUGUUCUUUUCCUACUCGUCUUGUACUUGGGGACCCAGAACAAAAUGCUGUCACUGUGCAGACGGAUUCUACCAAACCUGUGGGACCAAGCCAGACGUUUCCUGCCAGACCUCUCAGCGAGUCCCAGAAUCGCUUGUUAGGAAGUGAAAGUCAGUGGACUGACAAUGCACCAGGGGAGGAGCAUGCUGAUAAAGGUGUGGAGAGCCAUGUUGCAGUUCUAAUUGAAAGCUGAGUAGUGAUUAUGUAUCAAGUGAAUCCUCUAAAUGGGGAAGGAGGAACUUCUGCAGCACGUUUGUGCUCAAUCCAGACAGCAGAGAUCCACAGACUCAUGUGCCACCAAAAAAAAACACCUACAAUAAACACGUUGACAAAUGUCUGGAAGUGCCAUGGUAAGGACGAAUACCCGAUGCCUUACAAUACACCUGCAACACCAUACCACCCUUUGCUCAGCGACUUCAUUUGCCUCUGGAAACCUCUGCUCAGUGUAUUAUUUCUACAUCCAGACUGGCGGUUAUUCGACAUCAAGAAAGGCAGCUGUAAAUUGUGAUUUCCCCACUUUUUUUAAAAUUUGUAACUGCCAAGGAUAUACUGCAAUAUAAGGGCUGUUAUUGUUACCAGUGUUCUACAGUUUUACAUGACAGUUUGGCCCGAUUAUCCCUGAUCUCACUGCCAAUCUACACACGCCAUUGAUGCACUGCUUCCCCUGUUCUUGCACAUUUUUUCUUUCUAAAGACCUCCGUAAACUUUUAUAUUCAAUGGCAAACUAACACACACACAAAGAAAUGGGUCAAGCGUGAUGCGAAAUGUAAUGCCAAACAACGUCUAUAAAUGAUAAAUCUCCUGUUUUCUUUCCUUUAACUCGACAUUCUUUCAGCCAAACGUGAUCUUCAGCCAUUAGUGGGAAAACGAAGCCGUUCUUUAGCGAAUGAGCGAUGAUUACAUUCCAGUGUGAAUAUACAGUAUCACUUCUGAGCUUGCAAUGCUUUCAUCAGGUCACAUUUAUUACCAGAUUUCAGGACUUCUAUAUACCAAAGGGAAUUUUUAAUUUUUUAAUCCUAUGGAAGUCCUUAAGAAUGUUCUUUGUUGUCUGUUUCUUUCUCACUGCCGUGUCACCAAGCUCGGCCGACUCUGGACACUUGUCUCAUGGAUUCUGUUUACAGAUUUUUCCUUUUUUAAAUUCAAGAAUAAAGCCAUUACUUUUCCAAAAUUGGCUAGAAUGACUGCAAUAUAUUUGGCUGAUUUUUUUUUUUUUUUUUGAUUUUUUUUCGAUAAGAGAAACAUUUAUCGAAGUUCGAUGUCGGAGAUUUUGAUUGAGAUUAAUUAUGAAUGAGUCGCCAGCCAGUGUUCCAAUGAUUCCUGAAUUUCUGGUGUUCGUUAAUUAUCAAACUGAAGUUGAUCAGAAUUUUCGAGAGACUACUUAAAACGAUUCUACUUAGUUGAAUAUCUGCUUUUUUUCCCUUGAAAACUCAAAUUUGAGGUUUGGCGUAGAGACUGCUGGUAUGCUAUAAAAUUACCCCCAAAUAUUUAAGACCUGAAUAUCGUCAGAUUCGAGGCGAAUCGAGAUUUUAUGUCCGUGAUACAGGAGGUUGCACAAGAGAAUUCCACAUUAAUGCACAAUGUUGCCCCCCUAGUCAGUAGAAAUUGUGAAAGCUCCUCGGACUCCACUUUUAUCUUUACGAAUAAGAGAAUAUGCAUAAAGCUGAGAUUAACGUUCAUGCAAGAUGAUUUAGAGAGAAGUGGUGCCAUUCUGUUACAACGAGAACCUUCAACCUGAGGAAGUAGAACCAAAACGUCUUUACAGCCAGUUUUAGCAAAGUGAGAAACAACCGUAUAAGACUGAAACUGAAUGAUUUUAUCAGAGACGUUAAUUUAUACUGCUUUUUAUAACUUUUUUAUAACAAUUCUUGUGAGUCCUUUAUGUACUGUAUGUCUGAAGGGUUCUUAUAUUGUCUGUCUAUGCGAGUUCUUUACAAAUAUAAUUUUUCAGCUUACUCUUAUUGGCAAAUAAAGUCAACUGUUAAAAUGA
Xenopus laevis (African clawed frog) is the source of this 3064-nucleotide messenger RNA. RefSeq names its product zinc finger, DHHC-type containing 2 L homeolog (gene zdhhc20.L). Lineage: Eukaryota; Metazoa; Chordata; Amphibia; Anura; Pipidae. The record is from RefSeq and is a predicted model, not a curated record. Gene Ontology annotation, cellular component: membrane. The transcript has 14 exons. Bases 146 to 1270 code for a protein of 374 amino acids. Gene Ontology annotation, molecular function: palmitoyltransferase activity; acyltransferase activity; protein-cysteine S-palmitoyltransferase activity.